AGUUUUAUUAAUUGUAGGUUAUGUUAUUGUUUGAUGUGACUUAACUUACGCCUAUCUGCAUUUUAAUUCAUUUAUGUUUAUUUAAAUGCAAGCAUAGUUAAAGUGGGGUUUUAAAAGUAUUAGGCUUUAAUAUGGGUUAUAUAAUUUUAAAUAAUCUUUCCCUUUCACAAUAGGUAUUUAGGUUAGGCCUAGGCCUACCUUAGAUUUUAUGUUAUAAUUAGGAUUUUUAACCCUCAUAGGUUUUAACGAACUACAAUUGUAAUUAGGGCUAUAAUUGUAAGAUUUAUUUAUUAAGAUGUAUACAACGGGUUGUAAAUUGUUUUUUUGUCAACACAUUUUAUCGAAAUAUAAAGCCAUUUCCAAAAAUCGAUUUAUGUCAACAAAUCUUCACUCUUCCAUGAACAUUUUUGAUAGAAAUGCAAAGUUAAAACAGAAGGAAAGAGCCGGACGAAUGGAAAAUGUAGAUACGUACGACUAUUUAAAAGAUGAAAUUGGUUAUAGGUUAGCGGAUAGAGUUUUUGAUGUUAAACGGACUUUCAAGUGUGCUCUUGAUCUUGGAUGCAGUCGGGGGUAUGUUUCCAAAAAUAUCAUCCGAGAUUCUGUAGAAAAACUUAUUAUGUGUGACACUAGUGAAACAUACUUAUAUCAAGCGAGUCCUCCUGAAGAUGGUGUUGAGGUGGAACGGUUGGUUGUUGAUGAAGAAAAGUUACCCUUUGAAAGUGACUAUUUUGAUCUUGUCAUUAGCAAUUUAUCUUUACAUUGGGUAAAUGAUUUGCCUGGAGCAUUUUCCCAAAUAAUGAGGGUCUUAAAAAAUGACGGAGUGUUUUUGGCCUCAGUGUUUGGUGGAGAUUCAUUAUAUGAAUUAAGAUGUUCCCUACAACUGGCAGAGUUAGAGAGGGUGGGAGGAAUUUCCCCUCACAUUUCUCCGUUCACAGCUGUUCAAGAUAUUGGCAGCCUCCUGAACAGGGCUGGAUUCACAAUGUUGACGAUUGAUACAGAUGAAAUAGUUGUAGGAUAUCCUUCAAUGUUUGAGCUCAUGUGGGAUUUAAAAGGUAUGGGUGAAAGUAAUGCAGCAAGAAACCGAAGUCUACAUCUAAGUAGAGAGAAGAUGCUAGCUGCUGCGGCCAUCUACCAGGAGCUUUACGGAGAGAAGGACAAAGUUCCAGCUACGUUCCAAGUCCUCUACAUGGUUGGAUGGAAACCUGAUCCAACGCAGCCGAAACCAGCAGCUAGAGGUUCUGGUGAAGUGUCUCUUAAAGACCUCUACAGACUCGACGAAGUUGUUAAAGACAUUAAGAAAAUGCCUUUGGAUGAUGGUGAUAAGAAAAAAUAGUUUUUUGUUUGGACAAGUUAUGUAGACAAGAAUAUAUUUCCGUGUUAAGAAUCUAAUCAAAUGUAUUGUUUUUCUGUUUUACAUUAUUAGAACAACCCUUAUCGUCUGUGAAACCUGUAGCUACUUAUAAAAAUAAACACCCGACACCCAUUUAAAAAUAUUAUCAGAACACUACUCAUGGCUUGCUCCUCAGUUGUUUAAAAGUCAAUUAAGAUCCAGUUUUUGUCACAAAUGAUGGAACGCCUCUAGAUAGAGUUAAUUUUGUCAUGCCCAUAAAACAAUUUUUUAUCUAUGCUAUAAUAUGAGCAAAGUUUGCGCACAAUGAUUUCAAAAACCGCUUCUAUGAUUUCCUCCAAAUUGUUAUAAAUAUCUUAGUUUUGGGUUAAAAACAAUAUCCAUGCUAGCCACUGUUCUGGGAAAGUUUGUUUUUCGUAAUAAAAUAUAAAUUAAAUUUUAAUAUAGUCCUAUGGAAAGCUAGGUAGCCAAGACAGCUUUAAGAAAAUGUA
Molecule: messenger RNA, 1839 nt
Organism: Macrosteles quadrilineatus (aster leafhopper)
Lineage: Eukaryota; Metazoa; Arthropoda; Insecta; Hemiptera; Cicadellidae
Product: arginine-hydroxylase NDUFAF5, mitochondrial-like
Exons: 3
Coding region: 296-1333 (345 amino acids)
Biological process (GO): mitochondrial respiratory chain complex I assembly
Cellular component (GO): mitochondrion
Molecular function (GO): S-adenosylmethionine-dependent methyltransferase activity
Source: RefSeq, a predicted model, not a curated record